Annulohypoxylon maeteangense is the source of this 687-nucleotide messenger RNA. RefSeq lists its product as uncharacterized. The transcript has 2 exons. NCBI's taxonomy places the organism in Eukaryota, Fungi, Ascomycota, Sordariomycetes, Xylariales, Hypoxylaceae. The record is from RefSeq and is a predicted model, not a curated record. Bases 4 to 303 code for a protein of 99 amino acids.
ACAAUGGCGCAGCAGACACAACAGACGUGUGGAUACUACACGAGCUCUUACGCCAUGGAUGAAGACAGAGCUAUAUACGGUCUGGGAUCGAACCGAGACAUGCCGUCUUUAUGUCCCAACUGCAAAGGCAACCCAAGAGAUCGGGUUAAUUGCAAUCGAUGUGGCGCAACGGGAAUGUUAGGCGUUCCUGGCAUCAGCGCCGGCAACGGGCGACGGGAGAGAGGUCAAACUUCUGGAGGCCCUAGCUCUGGACGAGGGAAUUCUAGGGGGGACUCCUCGGUAUUUCGAAGUUCGAAACGAUGAACGAUUGUUGGAAAGAUAAGGGAUAUGCUCUAUCUAGGUGCUUAGCUCAGCUACCUAAGUCUACCUAGUACUGGAUAAAGGGGCAUGAGAUUGUAUAUGUUUCUAUUGACUUACGUGGAUUGAGAUGUUUCUUUUACAUCACCAUUGGUUGGAGGUGAGAUUUCUGUAUGAGGUCGGAGAGAUAUGGGUGCUAUAUUGAUCAAUCUGAACAAGAAUCUACUUAACUCCUAACUCCUAGUUCGAGUCUAGUCAAGUUGAUGCCCCAUUUAACUUGGGCAUAUCGUAAUAUCCACAGUGGUCAUGAGUAAGAGGCAGAUAUCUACCUAUUCUUACACGCCUUCUCUAUAAGCAAUAGUGCAAUGUACCUAUAUUAGCUGAUAAUAC